GGUGGAGAGGGCGAGAGCCUGUCUGGAUUUGAGAGGGAGGAAGAUUCCAACCGCUCCGGCGAUCUGAGGGCAGGAGGGGAGACGGGCAGAAACUAAGCCAGAGACGGAGAGUCUCAGAGACAAAGGGGGCGUGAGAGACCGCGCCGGGGAGCGAGGCGGGGCGGCAGGGUGAGGCGGCUCGUUGGGCGGGAGGUGCGCGAGGUGAGGGAGGUGUGGGGGGCGUGGGCUGCGGGAUCCUGCCGCCCGCUCCGAUCGGGCUCCAGCUCCGGUUUUUCCCUCCGCCAUCCUCUCCCCCUCCCCGCCUCUCCUUUAACUCCCCCCUCCUGGGCUCGGGACUGGUUUCCUCCCUUAGCCCGCUGCCCUCAAUCCCGGCGAGGCUGGGGCUCCGGCUCGGCAUCCCCUUCCCGGCUCCCUCGUCCGGCGCCCCAUGCCGCCCCCGCCCGGCCCCCGGCUCCCCCAGUCCCCUACUUAGGCCCGCUCACAGAUCCCGGGGUGCUGGCGCGUGGGCCGGGGGCGUAGGGCGCCUGCAGACGGCCCCUGGAAGGGCUCCUGCGGGCUGAGCGCUCCGGAGCGGGGGCGCGGGCGGAGUAGGAAGCGGGUCCGCGUGCGAGCGCGGGGGGCAUCAGCCACCCGGGUGGUCGGGGCAGAAUAGCCAGGGCAGCCAAGCAGUCACCCCAGGGGGUGAGCGACUUUGGGGGAGUUGGUGCCCCGCCCCCCAGGCCUUGGCGGGGUCAUGGGGGCCCCCCAUUCUGGGCCGGGGGGCGUGCGAGUCGGGGCCCUGCUGAUGCUCGGUUUUUGGGGGCUGGUGUCUGGGCUCAGCCUGGAACCUGUCUACUGGAAUUCGGCGAAUAAGAGGUUCCAGGCGGAGGGUGGUUACGUGCUCUACCCUCAGAUUGGGGACCGGCUAGACCUGCUCUGCCCCCGGGCCCGGCCUCCUGGCCCCCACUCCUCUCCUAAUUAUGAGUUCUACAAGCUGUAUCUGGUAGGGGGUGCCCAGGGCCGGCGCUGUGAGGCACCCCCUGCCCCCAACCUCCUUCUCACUUGUGAUCGGCCAGAUCUGGAUCUCCGCUUCACCAUCAAGUUCCAGGAGUAUAGCCCUAACCUCUGGGGCCACGAGUUCCGCUCACACCACGAUUACUACAUAAUUGCCACAUCGGAUGGGACCCGAGAAGGCCUGGAGAGCUUGCAGGGAGGUGUGUGCCUCACCAGAGGCAUGAAGGUGCUUCUCCGAGUGGGACAAAGUCCCCGAGGAGGGGCUGCCCCCCGAAAGCCUGUGUCUGAAGUGCCCAUGGAAAGAGACCGAGGGGCAGCCCACAGCCUGGAGCCCGGGAAGGAGAACACAGCAGGUGACCCCACCAGCAAUGCAACCUCCCGGGGUGCUGAAGGCCCCCUGCCCCCUCCCAGCAUGCCCGCAGUGGCCGGGGCAGCAGGGGGGCUGGCGCUGCUCUUGCUGGGCGUGGCAGGGGCUGGGGGUGCCAUGUGUUGGCGGAGACGGCGGGCCAAGCCUUCGGAGAGUCGCCACCCUGGUCCUGGCUCCUUCGGGAGGGGCGGGUCUCUGGGCCUCGGGGGUGGAGGCGGGAUGGGACCUAGGGAGGCUGAGCCUGGGGAACUAGGGAUAGCUCUUCGGGGCGGUGGGGCUGCAGACCCCCCCUUCUGUCCCCACUAUGAGAAGGUGAGUGGCGACUAUGGGCAUCCUGUGUACAUCGUGCAGGAUGGGCCCCCCCAGAGCCCUCCAAACAUCUACUACAAGGUAUGAGGGCUCCUCCAACCUGGCUCUUCUGCAUCCAGCCCUUUGGGAGGUGCUCCUCCAGUUUAAUUCAUGGUUUGAGGGACACCUCUAGCAUCUCCUCGGCCCCCUUUACCCUACCAGCUCCCUUGCUCCCCCUGGCUGUUGCCUCUUCUCCACUUUUAGGAUUUCCUAAGACCUCCACCCAGCUCGCACCUGCCCUCUGGUUGGCCGUGUGUGCCCUUCUCUGUCUCUGUGUUCCUGGGUCCUAUUCCCCUGAAGGAGGGGGCAGAGACUCAGCUCCCUCUUCUGACCAUGACCCAAGGGUCCUUGUCCCCCUCACCCACUGAGAGCUAGGGGUGGGAACAGUCUGUCUUUUGGUUGCCACCUCUUUCUUUCUGCCUCUCACUGUUUUUCUCUUUUCUCUUCUCUCUCUCUCUCAUUCUCUUUCUCUCUCUUCUGUCUCUAGGUCUGUUCCUCUUCCCUAGCAUCCUCCUCCCUGUAUCUCCUUAUACCCUCUUGGCUUCUUAUCCUGUGCCUCUCCCAUCUCCACGGUGGGGGCAUCAAAGCAUUUCUCCCCUCAGUUCCCUCUUCUGACUUUUCUUACUGACCACUCCCCUCAGUCUGCCAAAAAUGGGGGCCUUAUGGGGAAAGCUCUGGCACUCCACCCCAGCUCAGGGCACGGGCAGCAGGCCUCCUCCUCUGCCCUGCCCCAGGCCUCUGCAUACUUAAUCCAGCCAUUUGGGGUGGUUGGGUCAUGACAGCUACCAUGAGAAGAAGUGUCCCGCUUUGUCCAGUGGCCAGUAGCAAGCUAUGAACCAGUCGGGACACAUGUGGACUUGGUCUGAUGCUGAAGGGGCCACUUGGGACAGGAAGUGACUUGCUCCAGACAAGAAGUGAUCAGGCCCGGACAGAAGUGGCCUGGGAAGUGGCAGAAGCAGUGCAGCAGGAACUGGAAGUGCCUUCAUCCAGGACAGGAAGUAGCACUUCUGAAAUAGGAAGUGGUCUGGCUGGAACCCGAAGUGGCUUAGUCUGGGGGGUGGGGGGAGGUGGAUGGUUCUCACUCUGUGGAGAAGGAGGGGAAGGAAGAACUUCCUGUUUCAGGAGGAAGCUGGAACUUACUCUAAGAAGAUCGGGUGGACUGAGGAGGAUUUUCCUAGUGUUCAGUGGCACGUGCCAGGAUCUCCCUUCCCUUGUUCUCUGUGCUGCUUUUAGGACAGCUAAGGUGACUGCCAUCUGUGGUGGCAGGCCCAAUUUGUCUUGUUCUUCCCUUCCCCUAUCCCAGUAUAAUCUCUGUCACUCAACAGGACUACCCCAAGAACCCACCUGUUGUCCCCAGUAACCCCGAUGGCUGUCUUGUUCCUCAUAUCCUCCAUUUCCUACUCCCUUCAACCUCAACAAUCUCCCUUCUUAGUGACCAAAAUGGUGGCCUACUGACUGGUCUAGCUGACAGUGGUCCUUAGCAACAGCCACUCUUUCCACAGUGACCAGCUGAUACCUCUUCCUGCCCUCUAGUGCACAGUUGGGUGUCGUCUCCCAUUUCCUCUCAGCUCAUUUCCAUUAGAUCAGAGCUGCCCCUGGGCACCACGUCGGCCACCUCAAUCACCAGCCAAGAUGGUUGCUUUGUCCACCAGAGGUCAAGUCAUCUCUCUGGUGCUGUAGUUCCCAGCUCCUUCCUGACUUUUCUAAUCGCUCCUUCCAGGGAACAGGAAGUUGAUGUUGCCAUGGGGGAGGUGGCGGGGUAUGGCCGUCACCUCAAUAGUUUUACUGUAAAGGGAAAUUUGAACAACAAAAAACCAAAAAAAAAAAAAAAAAAAGAAUAAAAACUUCAAAAGUGGACAA
Molecule: messenger RNA, 3568 nt
Organism: Camelus dromedarius (Arabian camel)
Lineage: Eukaryota; Metazoa; Chordata; Mammalia; Artiodactyla; Camelidae
Gene: EFNB3
Product: ephrin B3
Exons: 5
Coding region: 734-1756 (340 amino acids)
Biological process (GO): axon guidance; ephrin receptor signaling pathway
Cellular component (GO): plasma membrane
Molecular function (GO): ephrin receptor binding
Source: RefSeq, a predicted model, not a curated record